This is a messenger RNA of Anarrhichthys ocellatus (wolf-eel), 3141 nucleotides long. RefSeq names its product eva-1 homolog A, regulator of programmed cell death a (gene eva1aa). Lineage: Eukaryota; Metazoa; Chordata; Actinopteri; Perciformes; Anarhichadidae. Gene Ontology annotation, molecular function: carbohydrate binding. The record is from RefSeq and is a predicted model, not a curated record. Bases 123 to 1583 code for a protein of 486 amino acids. The transcript has 8 exons.
UGAGGGAGGACUAGAGACAUGGGACCGCACAUCUCCCGCACGCGACGCAGCACCUGAAACCCAAUGCGGCUGCUGGACUUUGUAGUGCUACGGAGAAACUCACAAACUUUAAUGCUUCAAGGAUGUUCCUCUCAGAUGGGACUCUCUCAGCCGUCAGUUCUGCGCUCCUGUUGGGAAUUACGUGUCUGAGCGUCCUCAGCGAUCUCACCAAGGGCUCAUCAGACCUUUCAGGUUACCUGUCCAAAGUGUUGAGGAACCACACAGAGCAGGCCUGUGACGGAGACUUCCUGUCUGUUCGCUGCCCGCCCCGCACCACCAUCACCAUCCAAUCAGCUUUCUAUGGAAGGAGAGGCACCUCUGACCGCCUACAGUGCCCUCAGACCUACCAGGCCCUCCUAAGUUCUUAUAACGCCCGGGAGGAUGACCGAUAUUGUUCUGUGUCCACCGCACUACAGAAAAUGCUGGACGAGUGCCAAGACAGAAGGAGCUGUCAAGUCCUUGUCAACAGCCGCGUGUUCGGGACGGACCAGUGUCCUGACAGCAGUAAAUACCUCAUUGUCUGGUACAAAUGCAGACCUAACGAGUAUGAGAGUAAGGUGGUCUGUGAGGAGGAGAGGAUGAGGCUGAGCUGCAAACGGGGUAUGCAGAUCGCCGUUUACUCUGCCAUGUUUGGCCGGACUCAACAGGGCACCCUGGAGUGUCCCCUGCACCACAGGAGGGCCCCGUCAGUAGACUGCCAGUCGUCUGUGGCUCUGCAGGUUCUGACCGCCCGCUGUCAGGGAAAGAAAAGCUGUCUUGUUCGAGCCUCCACCAGAAACUUUGGAGAUCCGUGUUACUCCGGCACCAGGAAGUACCUCAGUGUCAUCUACACCUGUGUCCCAAAGAAGUUGCUGCAGGAUCACGGACCCAGACCGCCGGUGUACUCCCCUCCACCCAGCGCCCAUGACCCCAACAUAGUGGGAGACAGCCCUCCGGAGGGGAGCUCAGUCAAAAGCUCUGACGCUGUUCCAGGUGAGCAAAAUAGGAAGAAGAUUCGGGAGACUAACCCCAACGAGGAGAAGUUUUCAGAAGCAGAAGCUGGAGGAGGAGGUGGAGGAGAAAGUCCACUGCGACCCCCGGGCAUGAAUCCUAUCAUCAACUCCACCUCUAGCGCCAACAUGGCGCUCAUCAGCAACGCACUGGCGGCCUACAAUUACAUCUCAGACCACCCAGAGAGGGCUGCGCUCUUCUUCGUCUGUGGCGUGUGUUUGGGCCUCUUCCUCACACUCUUCGCCCUGGUGGUCCAGAUCUCCUGCCGCACCGACUGCCAGUCCCGACAGCGGCCCCCUGCCAAGAAACGAGCGCGCCCCGCCGACUCUUCCUCCGAUUCCAGCGACUCAGACUCGGACUGGGACACCACCUCGGAUCUGUCGGCGCGGCGGCACCGCCGAUUCGAACGCACGCUUAACAUGAACGUAUUCACGUCGGCGGAAGAGCUGGAGAGAGCGCAGAGGCUCGAGGAGCGGGAGCGAAUCAUCCGAGAGAUAUGGAUGAACGGGCAACCAGACAUCCCCGGGACACGGAGCCUCAAUCGGUAUUACUGAGGACUGCUGAGGGGAGUUUUGUAGAAAGAGACAUGGCCCUCGUGAAGCUUUAUAAGCAAGCAUGCAAGCUGUGGACUCACGCUGGUGAGAACAGUUGAGGGUAUUGCAGACUUGGGAAGAAAGUUAUUUUCCCUCUGCUGGUUUGCAUAUUCCUCUGGGUAUCAUAAGCUGUGUACCCCAUUCAGUAAGAGAAUAAGCUCCCACUCUGCAUGGUAAGCUCACCCCUUUCUGCCGGAAGCCAGAGGUGAAGGGCUACACUGCCUUGCCCCUGACCUCAGCAGGCCCUUUUGAAGUGGGGAUUUAUGGGUUAGCUGCCUUAAGACACACACACAGGCCUGUAGAAACUACACAAUGACUGAAGGGCCGAGGCCUCAGACGGGUCUGUUUCAUACAGAACGUCAGUCACCUGCAAAAGACUGUGACACUUGGAGCUUUAUGCUCAGCACCCUCCAGUAUUUAAGUGGGGACUUUACAGAGGGGCAGCAGAAAGAAGGGUACUAUGGGAUAACAUAAGACAAUCUUUCCACAGUGAAUAACCGCCACUGCCUUUUGAACUUUAUAAAACCAAAAUAUAUUUUUGGGGAAUUCAUCUCAACCCAUAUGAAAUCUAUUUUAUAAUAUUUAAUAGUUUAUUGAUGUUGUGUAUUUUUGUUCUCAAGUAUGGUUUAUCAUGAGAUUUUUUAUACUUGGCGAAGGUUGUCUGGCACCUCAGGGAUGCAAUCCUAGUGUUUGUGUGUUUGGUUGAUGUAUUUGCUUCCUAAGAAGGGGAUCAGCCCAUUUAAACAGCUAAUGUCAGCAUUUAAAGAAAAGAAUUAGAAAUAUCAUAUAUAUUGAGCCUCAAAGAGGUUUAGUGAUUUAACCUUAUUUUUGAUACAGUAUGUUUAAUUGACAGUGCAGUGCCUUUUCUAGCUAUUAAGUCAGAUUCUAUAAACCAACAACUUGUCAAAUGAUUUAUUAAUUGGAUAUCCCAAAUAUAUUUUACUGUUGCUUUGCUGAAGUAGAGCAUGUUUCAAAUCGGUCACUGACACGCUAUGCACUUGCUGCUCUCCCCAGAUGUAAAUGUACGUAACCAGAAUAUGCCAAUUUUGUACCAGUGAAUUUGCUAGAAAUAACUUUCUGGUCCUUGCAAAAUGUCAGGUCUUGUGUCAACUGUGCCCUUAUUUCUAAGAUACCAGUGCUACAUCGGAUGCUCGGGGUGAUCGCUGCUCGUGGCCAUCUGGAGAAGGAACCAGCACUGAAAAAAGGUUCACAGUGGACAUGCAACCUGCGUCUCUAAAAUCAUGUUGCCAGUUUAUUAAAAUAAGCUAUUGUAAAUCCAGCUCUGUUUGUGCUGCCUUGGAUUCAAGCAUGGAAAUAAUUAUAGUUUUCAUAAAAGCUUGGUGUUUUCCUGACUGAGAGUUUAAUUGAGAGUAUACAGGACAUAUUAGGGUCAUCCACAUAAAGACAGCCACUCUAUAUCAUUUUUUUUUUAUUAAAAACAGUUAUUGUGCUUCAAUUUGAAUGGGGUUCAAAUGUGCUGAUAGCUGGUAAAGUGAGACCAAAACAUGACCCCUGUGCU